Molecule: messenger RNA, 2006 nt
Organism: Vigna unguiculata (cowpea)
Lineage: Eukaryota; Viridiplantae; Streptophyta; Magnoliopsida; Fabales; Fabaceae
Biological process (GO): lipid metabolic process
Source: RefSeq, a predicted model, not a curated record
CCACACUCUCCUUCAACUUUGGACACGAUCUCUCUUCAUUUUCUUCUUCCAUUUUUCCCAUCGUUUGCAUUUUCAACUGUGAAAAUGAUAUUGUCGAGAGUUUUUAAGGGAGCCGCCGUGAAGCUCGAACGGAGACCAGCUGAAGCACCACACAGUUUGGCGGAUAUAGUGUUCACGUUAGCAGAAGCCAUAAGGUUCUUUUAUGCAGAGACCUUGGGCAAAUGGCAUCUCUUGGAUUUGCCAAGAGCCAUUCUUUUUUCUAUCAUGGAUAAGACGAAGAAAUCAGUUCCAAUGGAAUGUGGAGAAAGAAGUGACUGUGUUCAACUGAAAGACCCCGAACUGUUAAAGGAGUUGUAUGAGCUCAAAAAAUGCUUGACUCGCACCAUGCUUUUCAGCAAGAAAAGCUUUCGUGCUUUUCUAUUUGCUGCUGGAUUUUCCAAGGAGGAUGUCCUCCUACGGAAGAGAAUAGCUAGGCUUCUGAAGCCUGCAUUCACAGUUAUACGUGAUAAAGAAUCAAAUUGUUUGUUUGUGUUCAUCCGUGGAACUCAAAGCGUAAGAGACACCCUUACAGAUGCAAUCGGUGCUCCAGUGUCCUUCAGUCCCUUCAUUUACAUAGAUGGUGAGCUAAAACAGGACAUGGUUUCAGGAUAUGGACACCGUGGUAUGGUUGCUGCAGCUCGCUGGAUCAAAAAGCACUGCACUCCUAUACUUCUUGAUGAACUUCGUAAAAACCAUGAUUACCAAAUCAAGGUUGUUGGGCACUCGCUUGGUGGUGGUACUGCUGCACUGUUGACAUAUAUGCUUAGAGAAAUAAAGCAAUUCUCUUCAUGCACUUGUGUGACCUUUGGUCCAGCUGCUUCUGUGUCAUCGGAGUUAUCGGAAUUUGGCAAACCCUUUAUCAUUUCCGUUAUAAACGAUUUAGACAUAGUACCUACUUUGUCAGCAUCUUCUGUUCAUGAAUUCAUUUACGAGGGUAAGGUUAAGCAUGAAAACAUACUAAGUGCAGCACGUGGAACUAUAACUGCUAUUGGAUCUCGCUUACCAUUUGCAUCUAGUGCUAAAGCCAUUUCGGAUCGUGCAGUAUCCCUUGGCUCGCAGGUUGUGAAGAGGCAUAAACAAAGAACUCAGUCAUUGUUAUCCUGGUCCCAGAAGCGUGACAAUGUUGACACAUUGCCAAGCUCUAAAUCAGAUACCUUGGCUGAGGUUUCUCGAUCAUCGGAGAGAAGUUAUGAAGAGAUAAUAAUCUCAGAGUCUACGACUGAUGAGGAUGAUUCUAAUUUCUCUGAUGAAGAUGAUGACAACGAUGAAAUAGACGAAGAGGAACAACUUUUAUCUGCUUUCCAGAACAUCAUUACUUCCAGUGCCUCUGACGAAGAAUUGCUGAGUCAAUUGGAGAAACUUGAGCUGCAGAAACAGGAAAAUAUUAUCCCUAUUAAGGAAGAAGAGGUCAUAACCAAAGACAUCGCUGAAGAAGAAACCAUUGAGGUUAAUCAUACUGAAGAAAAAGGUGAUGUGAUUACCAAAUCAGACAACAACAUGGAUAUACAUCCUCUUUAUCCUCCAGGCAGGAUCUUACAUAUUGUUCCUGCACCCUCUUCUGACAAUUCUGAUUCAGACUAUGAUUCUGAUCAGAAACACCUCUACUUAUAUGAAACGCCUAAACAACUCUAUGGAAAACUUAGGGUUUCAAGAAGGAUGAUAUUUGAUCAUAUGACAAAUAAGUAUCUAAAGAUGUUGCAGAAACUGAUCAAUCAACUAGAGGACCAACAUUCGCAAAACCAUGGAUGAGAGCCAAAGAAUGACGAAUGGAAAAUAUAUAUAUAUUAGGUUUACGAGGUGUCUCCUUAUAUAAAGUUGGGUCUUUUAUUGUCAUGUUGUUGUGUGUAAUGAAUUGUAAUUUGUUAGGAGUGUGCUUUGAUAUGUUAGGUUGAAAUGGUUUGCUUAAUAUUUCUGCAGUUUGUAAUGUUGAGAAGUCUUAUGAAUGAUUGUUUCUGGUUUUACUUUAA